CCCCCCCCGUUAACGCCCCGUCCCCCCCGCAGGGACCCCGACAGCGUGGUGCUGUGCGUGCUGGCCACGGACGAGGAGGACGAAGGCGACAUCGCCCUGCAGAUCCACUUCACCCUGAUCCAAGCCUUCUGCUGCGACAACGACAUCCACAUCCUGCGCGUGUCGGGCAUGCAGCGCCUCGCCGCCAUCCUGGGCGACCCCGAGCCGGGCGCUGAGCCCCGCGACCUGCACUGCCUCCUGGUCACGAACCCGCACACGGACGCCUGGAAGAGCCAGGGGCUGGCGGAGGUGGCGAGUUACUGCGCCGAGAGCCGCGACAGGAACCAGUGGGUGCCCUACGUCUGCCUGCAGGAGCGCUGAGCCGGCCUCGCGCCGCCCGGCGCGGUGCCUGGAAGAGGAGGAGGAGGGGAAAGAAAAGCAACCCUAAAACCGCAGGGGGACGGAGGAGAAACAAGCAGUUAAACCAAACCAACCCAAACACCCACCGAUUCUUCAUUUUAUUUUUUAAAACCGGAGAGGAGAAGGGAGCAGCCCGGCCGCACCGGUGGGCGUGGGAAGGGCGAGCGGUGCCGGCGGCCCGGCGGGACGCGCGCCGGAGCCGUGCCGAGGAGUCAUGCUUGGCCGCGGGGCCGUGCCGAGGAGCCCCGGGAGGAGACGAAGGCUUUUUUUGUUUUCAUUUUUGGCGUCCGUGACUCGACGGAGGACUGCGGAGGGACGGGAUCCGCAGACGAACUUUUUUUCCAGGGGGGUGCCGCUGGCGCUGGGACAGGCGUGCAGCACCACGGUCAGUUUUUGCACUUCAAGUCACUUGGAGACCCUGAUCCAGAUCUAUUACAGAGUCUAUUCUUGUACUGAUUUAAAAUAAAUUUAUUUGCAAUAAAAC
Molecule: messenger RNA, 883 nt
Organism: Oxyura jamaicensis (ruddy duck)
Lineage: Eukaryota; Metazoa; Chordata; Aves; Anseriformes; Anatidae
Gene: GADD45B
Product: growth arrest and DNA damage inducible beta
Exons: 2
Biological process (GO): regulation of cell cycle
Cellular component (GO): nucleus; cytoplasm
Source: RefSeq, a predicted model, not a curated record